CGAGGACCGCCCCCUCCCGGGGGGCUCUCUCGGUGCGCAGCCGCGGCGGCGGGGCGGGGCGGGGCCGCGAACUCUGACCCCCGGCUCGGGAGCCGCCGCCGCCAAAUAAAGCCGCCGCCGGAGCGCCGCUGGGCCCCGCAGGUUCAUCCAUAGGAUCGAAAAAUAAUAACUCCAAGGCUCAUCGCACAACAGUUUAUAGAGUUGUGGGAAAAUAUGGGAGACUUCGGAUGGCUUAAGUCGAUGUAAAUUCUUUUGCUGUGGAAAACGGUGACCCUACAAUUCCACUCCACCACUGGUGCAGGAGUAGCAUUUGUAUGGAAAUUCUGGUGAUUAAGGAUCAUGGCAACCAUAGAGGAACUGGCCCAUCAAAUUAUUGAGCAGCAAAUGGGAGAGAUUACCCAUUCCCAAGGAGCUGUUACACCAACACUAAUGGAUGGGACAGCACAACGAAUACAGAUCGUACCUUCAGAUUCAGGCCUCUCUUUACCACAGCGUAUACAGAUUGUCACAGAUCAGCAGACGGGCCAGAAGAUUCAGAUUGUUACAGCACUUGAUCAGAGCUCAGCAGGCAAGCAGUUCAUCUUAACAAAUCAUGAUGGCUCUACCCCAAGCAAGGUGAUCCUUGCCAGACAAGAUUCCACUCCAGGAAAAGUAAUCCUAGCAACUCCAGAUGCUGCAGGUGUCAACCAACUGUUUUUUGCAUCCCCUGAUAUAUCUGCACAACACAUCCAGAUUUUAACAGACAACUCUCCCAAUGAACAGGCCCUAAAUAAAGUGUUUGAUCUGUGUGUUGUAUGUGGAGACAAGGCAUCAGGGCGUCACUACGGAGCGGUAACUUGUGAGGGAUGCAAAGGAUUCUUUAAAAGGAGCAUACGCAAGAAUUUGGUUUAUUCAUGUCGAGGAACAAAAGACUGUGUUAUCAACAAACACCACCGGAAUCGAUGUCAGUACUGUAGGCUGCAGAGAUGCAUAGCAUUUGGAAUGAAACAAGACUCUGUGCAGUGUGAGAGGAAACCUAUUGAAGUGUCAAGAGAAAAGUCUUCAAACUGUGCAGCUUCUACAGAGAAGAUCUACAUUCGGAAAGAUCUUCGCAGUCCAUUAGCUGCAACUCCAACUUUUGUAACAGACAAUGAUACAGCAAGGUCGACAGGUCUGCUGGAAUCAGGAAUGUUUGUUAACAUUCACCAGUCUGGGAUAAAAAGUGAGCCUACUGUGUUGAUGACUCCAGAUAAGGUUGAAGCCUGUCAGGGAGAUUUAAGUACACUGGCAAAUGUGGUGACAUCGUUAGCAAACCUCGGUAAAUCCAAAGACAUGUCACAAAGCAGUACAGAGCUAUCUAUGAUUGAGAGUUUAAGUAAUGGAGAUGCAUCAUUAUCUGAACUCCAGCAAGAAGAACAAGCUAGUAGUGAUGUUACAAGGAGUCGCUGCCCCACCUCAAGGGAUACUAAGGAUGGUAUUGAAAGCAUGGCAUUUGAUACCCUUGCAAAAGCAUUAAAUCCAGGAGAGAGUGCAGCGUGCCAGAACUCUGACAGUGUCGAAGGCAGCGUCCAGCUGAUCGGGGGAGAAACAAGCAUGAAUAUCGUCGAAAUAGAGGGGCCACUGCUCAGUGAUGCCCAUGUAGCAUUCAGGCUCACCAUGCCUUCUCCUAUGCCUGAAUAUCUUAAUGUUCACUAUAUCUGCGAGUCUGCCUCCAGGUUGCUGUUCUUGUCCAUGCACUGGGCGCGUUCCAUUCCAUGUUUCCAAGCUUUAGGACAGGAUAACAGCAUAUCAUUAGUAAAAGCCUGCUGGAACGAACUUUUUACGCUUGGUCUUGCACAAUGUUCACAAGUUAUGAAUGUGGCGACUAUGUUAACUGCAUUUGUUAAUCACCUUCAUAGCAGUUUACAGCAAGAUAAGCUGCCAACAGACAGAGGAAAACUAGUAAUGGAGCAUAUCUUCAAAUUGCAAGAGUUCUGUAACAGUAUGGUUAAGCUUUGCCUGGAUGGAUAUGAAUAUGCUUAUUUGAAAGCAAUCGUACUCUUCAGUCCUGAUCAUCCAGGUCUAGAAAAUGUGGUACAGAUUGAGAAAUUUCAAGAAAAGGCUUACAUGGAGUUCCAAGACUAUGUAACAAAAGCAUAUCCAGACGAUACUUACAGACUGUCUAGACUCCUUCUCCGAUUGCCUGCGCUUAGGCUGAUGAGUGCUGCCAUCACCGAGGAGCUGUUCUUUGCAGGACUAAUUGGAAACGUUCAGAUUGAUAGCAUCAUCCCGUAUAUCCUGCGAAUGGAGACAGCGGACUAUAACUCUCAAAUAAUUGGUCAUGCCGUAUAAAAGUAGCAAUCAAGGAUUCUGCACCAUGGCAGUCAUGGUGAUGUAAAUGCAUACCCUGUCUCCAAGAGAUGGCAAUAAGCCUUCACAUGCACCUAUCUAAAGAAGGCGAAUAUUCCUCCUUUCCAGUACACUUGGGAAAUGUGGUGGAGUGUCUUAAGGAAUAUUGGACAACUUCCUAUUUUUCACCUGAUCUUCAAAGACUUGUAAAUUAACUUGAUAUCUGAAGAAAGUCAAGAAUUGUCCAUCCUAUUUUUGUAGAUAGAUGAACUUGGAAUAUUUGUUUAUGAAGUCCAGGCUUGUGAAGAAAUUGAAGAAGCUUUGACUGAACUAAGGUAUCUCAACUUAGUUUCAUGUUUUAGACAAAUAAAUUAACUUUCCUCUCUGAGCUGUGUUUUCAGUGUUUUGCUGCUAGUUCUUUCUCACUGAAUAAACAGAGAAUACGUGAUCAAACAUCUUGAAAAGGCCAGUAUUUCCAUGGAAAUGAGACCUUUAUAACCAAACUUAAAUUUUUGCUGUUGUUUGGAAGAAAAACGAAUUUCUUGUUGAAUGAAACAUUGGUACCAUUACAAGUGAAGGGAAGGUAGAGGAAUUUCACAUUUUAAAAAUAUUCUGCUGACAUUUUGAUGCAAUUGAUCAAAAGUGAAGCUGCAAAGGGUCAGUACUGACUGCUAUGUAGAUGCAAAUGAAUACUGUGCUGUACUAUUAUGUAUUGGUAGGUAUCAGCUGUUUUUUACCAUGAAAAACUACAAAGUGUUUACUGUAGGUAUUCAAAGAGCAGCCUCCUGCUUAUUCUGGUCUCACAUGUUCAAGCUUUUUCACACUACCCCGCCCCCUUUCAUACUCAGCACACAAGGAUGGAGGCAUUCGAGAUGCCUCUUAACUUUAUUCGCUCUAAGAAACAAAUUGUGUUUAGAGUUCUUUGUGUGUGUUCAUGUUGUUAUUCUUGCAUAGGAUUUGGAAAUUAUUUUUGUUGUUAGCUUUUAGCUGUCUAGCUGUCUUUUUCCAACCAGUCUCGUAUGAUUAUUUUUUAAAUUUAAAUUAGACAAAUUCAAAUAUAACAGGCUCCCUCCCUCUAGAAGCCUGGCCUCUGCUGCUUUUCCUUUCCUUGUUAGAAAUGGGCCUAGAUACUUUAUAUAUGUUGUGUGAAUCAUACUCCAUGGCUCCUUCUAAGGGUGGAUUCAGAUGCUUUUCUCUCUUGAGGCAUGUGCCUCAUUGUCAAGUAAUGCUCUAACAUAUGGUUGUUCCCUGCUUCCUUUUGCUGCAGGAAGCUGUACACCCCUAGCACAUUUAAUAGCUGUUGCUUAAAAUUAGAGAAGGAUCCUAGUAAAAGUGAUGGUCUACUGCUGACACUUGGGAUUAUCUAAAUCUCGGAUCAAGGCCCAGUUCUAUUUACCCAGCACUUUUAUUUCUCUGGCAGCACUGGGUGAAGAAGAGCAUCACCCAAUUGCUUAGCCAAAAGAUUCCCUUAAAGGGAGGCCUUUGCCCAGCCUGUACCAGCCGCUCCGAAGCCACCCUAGCAUUGAAGGACUACUAGAUGAGGCUUGGGUGAGUUCUGUGUUUUUUUUCUCAGCACCCGAGGCUCUCAGCCAUCCAAAAAGAAUCAGAGAACAGUCACUGACACUGAAUCACUGUGAUCUUUUUUAAUUCUACUAACAGAUUUGUUUGGAUCUUCCUCUGCCCAAGCUCUAUAAUCAGAGGCUGUUCUACAGAAUCAGCCAUAUACAGUACCACAGACCGUAACAGUUGGUGCUGAGGACCUCUGAUGGGGUGGAAUCAUCUCCCCUGCUCUCACUUGGCACAUGACAAAUUCCAGGAGGGCAGCCUUCAGUGCUGGAGCUGGCCAUGGUGCCUGACCCCUCCCUCGUUCCACCUUUAGAAAGGCGCAGGAUUAGGCUCUCCAUUUGUGUUCCCUGGAGUUCAUGAAGAACGAAGACGUCUUUUCUGUAUCCCAGGAAACAUGCCCCACUAUCUGUGAAAAUGUGAGCGACAACUGCUGCCAACAUGCUGCGCUUGUUCUCGUCCCAGUGGUUACGGGCUCAUCUUGCCAUCUGUAGGAGGACCAAGUUGCAGACGGGACCAUACAUCAUUCUUCAGUUCAGCUUGCAGAAAUUUGAACCCUGUUUUCCAGCCCCGUGUUAUCCCUAACCCACUCCGGGCCCUAACAGGGACAGGAGAUUUACCCCUGUUAAACCUUUUAAGGAAGCUGACAGGAGUUUACUCCUGAAUAUUUUGGAGGUGUUUUCCUGGGCAUUCCAAUCUUGGAAGAAUUUUAUGCCAGUUUUCUCCAGCUUUGUGUAACCCAGAUUAACAGCAAGAUGGAAAUAAAAGCUUGUUUUCCUUCUAAAUGCACCUGACUGUGCAAAAAUCUCUCGCAUCCUUGCAGAUUUUUUUACUCCAGAGUUUGAGCCUCAGGCAUGAUAAGCAGUUCCUUGUUUACAGCUGCCCAAAAGAUUGGGCUGAUGUGGCUUCUUGCAUGAUACUGUCUAGCUACAGAAACAGCUGAGAAAACACCAGUGUUUAUACAGGUGUAAAUCCGUAGGGACUGAAUUCCAAAUCACGUAUAUCUUUGACAGAGCAGUGUUUUGGAGAACAUGGCCACAGAACCUUAUUUUCUCCUGAUUUUUUCUUGCUUCCUCUUUGUGGCCCAUUGUGCCCUAGUAGACAAGUUAGCCUACUUCAACAAAACGUGGAUUGCCAUCACCACCCACUGCUGGUUCCUUAGGCUGUCUUACCUCAAAAGCAUGAGAACCUUGGUCAUGUUUUACAUCAGACUUGCAGGUGUUUGACAUGUGCUCUUGCUGUUCUUUUUUGAGGCCUGUCACCUCUGCCUGGCAGCAGCAUAUCCAGAUCCCAGUGGCUGACUUUUUCCCCUCACACAUCUCUUACUGCUAUAUUCCUGGCAAAUUCCAGGGCUUCAUCUGGGAUUUUUUAUAAGCGACUUAAAUCAGGAAUUCAACCCCCCCCCCCUUUUUUUUUUCUUAAAUCCUCUCUUUCCAGAUCUCAGUCUACCCUUCCUUCACAUGUUGGGUAGCAAGGGAUUGUCGUCAGUCAUCUUGCUUGCAUGUGACAAGAGACUUUCAGGUGUCUUGAAUCUAGUUAUCUUGACCAGGUGAGAAAUCAAGCAGGACAGCCAUCUCCAAACUCGGUAACAGACUGCAUUACCUCAGUUUGAGAACAGUACAGUCACGUCACCAUCAGCAAUCAGGGUAUCUCAAACUACACUGGGGCUUUGCUCAAUAACACCCGUAUUGCGUCACUGUAAAAAGGACAGUGAGAUCAAGGAAUCUUCAACCAAAUUGCCAAAAAGUGUCUGCCAGCCACCUUGUUCUGAGAAUGUGGGGACAGUGAAUUAGGGGUUGUGUCCUCGUAUAUAUGCCCAUAAAGAAAAGCUUCUUAUCUCAAAGAGAUUCCAGUUACUUUUGUUCAUAUCUGCGAUAACCAUGUAGCCUCUUCCUUCCUAUCUGUGGCUGACAAAAUACGUAAGCUCGGUACUUACUGCCAAGUGAAACAAAAGGGGGAGAUCUGAUGACACACCUGCGGUAUCAUGAGAGCCCAAAAAAAACAUUUCAUGAUCUUGGGUACCUGAUCUGAUGUUUGGACCUCUGUAGAGAUAAUGUGCACAUCUGCAAUGUGUUGCAAAGAGCUCUGGCUACUGGUAAGUAACUUUUUUUUUUCCCCAAAGUUUCUUAAUUUUUUUUCAUCGUAAGUUCAGUGCUGGUUUAAACCUAGGGUACAGGCUGGUCUAUGCUGCCUAGCAAGUGAUCUCUCUCUCCUUUCUUUGUGAUGAUCAAGAAGCUGGCUAGUGCUGGUUAUUGCUUCAACAUUAUUCACUUUUCUUACCAAGAUUUUUUCUUUUGGAUUCUUAAACUGUAAGCUCAUGCUCUUGAUAAGGAAUGAAACGUAACUGGGAUUUCUCAGAAAUAGGAGCUACAGAACAGGUAAAUUACUACAAGGAUGAAGACGCAUUUUUCUCAUUUCUGGCUCUUAUCCAUUGCGGUUAUCUUUGAGAAUAAUGCGGCAUCUUACAGAAAGCCUAAACAAUGAAGUUCUCUUCUGGUUUGGUUUGUCUGAAGAUAACUGUUGCUCAGUUAAAUGGAGUUACCUUCAGCUCAGGCUGUGAACGUUUCGAGCAGCUAUUUUUUAUGCUGACAGGAUCUCACAUAACCACCUGUGUGAUUUAUUAUUUUUAGUCCUGCGAAUAAAUGUUCUUUGCUACUGAACGAAAGGCUGGCAAAUAUUACUGGUUUUUCAUGCUGUUAGUAAGACUGUUGUUCAGCCAACAAAAAUGUAGGCAAUGAAUCUCACUUCACCGUGGAUGUUAAAAUACCUCAUUAUUUUUGUGACCUCCUUCUUUCUCCUUUAAAUUUUGAUUAAACUUUUUGAUCCUCAGCAUUCUGACAAUUUUCAUACCUAUUCAGGACUCAACCAAACUGUGGCAUUUACUAGCCAUAAAAUAAUAAAUUUCUGUGCCAAUAAAAUAAGUUUAUUUUCAAUAGCAUUAAAAUUUUCAAUGCUAAGAGCAAGAAACUGCAUUUUAGUAUAAAUCACAUGAAUUGAAAAACUAUUUUAUACAUUUUAGAAUCCUGUCACUUCAGAUGGGAGCAACGUUGCACAUAAUGAAUUGACUAGUUCGAAACAUUUUCCUUGAAAAUGUGUUGUACAUGUACACAUGGGAUUAGGUUGUUUAUUUCAUACUGGUGGCCUUCCUGGUACAAAUCACUGUUAUGUUUUAACUUUUUGUUUGUUUGUUUGUUUGUUUGUUUUUCUCCAAAAGUGGUUUCAUUGCAAUGCCUUCCGCAGUUAGAAACUUAACCUGUCCACACAUUUCGUCUCUUCUGUGAUUGUCAGGGUCAGCGAAAGUCAGUCACUGCUCUGUUAUUUUGUUCAGCUUCUCUGGUUCCUAGCACAUCAGUUUCAUUGUAAGCAUUAGAAUGUAAUUGUCUGCUGUGGUGUGACAAAAUCACUGUAAAUGUCUUGAAACCUGACUAAAUUUUGGAAAUUCUAUUUUGGGUGUAUUUUUUAAAAUAAAUUGGAACUUUCUAUUAUAGAAAACAAUGGUAAUAACCUAUCACUUUGUUAGUGUUUUAUACGGAUUGUCCUAUAGACCUACAGCAGUGUAUAUGAUUACAAAGAGUUUGUGGAUAUUUCCCUUCUGUUUUACAAUGUAGUAUUGUCAAUUAUAUUCAGUCUCUGGGAUUUGUGAUAGCUGCGGUAUCUCGCUGUUUUCUAGCCCUUGUCGCUAUUAACUCUGUUUCUGUGCUUACUAUUUUCUGCCCAAUGCAUUUGAGUAUUUGAAAAUGUAAUAAUUUAUUAUAAAAUUUAAUUCACCAUCAUUUUUUGCCUUUAAAACACUACAUACAAAUGUGCUAUAAUGAAUUCUGAUCAUGGUCUUUGUGUCAUAUAAUGCAAUAACCUGUAUUUGGAAAUGUUUACUCAGUUCAUUAUGGAUCUGUUUUAGGCUGGAAGUUAAAAUAUGGUUGAAUACAUUUUUUUUUUCUUUUUACAUAAAUACAGACUUCAGGAGUUUAGGUUUAAUUACCUCGGUUUUAAAUGUUACUGGAUAAUUUAUCCUUGUUCAAAUUUGUGAAAAUAUCACAAGUUUUGGUUCAUUCCAGAAUUGAUUUCUCAGUGAUAAUUGAAGAAGUGUGAUUUUUUUUUCAGUCUUCUUUCAUAAAUGAUAGUGGUAUUUGCAUAAACGUGCAGAUAACCUAUAAGUGCAUAACAAAUGAGAAAGGAGCUACCAUGCUUUCCAUGCUUCAAUUCUGAAAUGUCUUUAUCAUGCAGUAAAUGGAGUAUCACAGAGAAUUACCCACUGAUACUGAUGCAGGGAAUAGAUGACUUACAAGAAGUAAACAUUUAGAUUGUCUUCCCCAUUAGCAUUUACUCCAGGAUCUCUCUUGCUUCUGUUCAAAAACUUCCGUUUCUCAGCACUCCUACAGCGCCCUGUUCUCCGGUCAGACUGCUCAUCAAGCAUUCCCUCCUGCUCAUACCAGUAACUUCCCACAGCCUUUUGGUCACCGCUGAAGGAAAAAGGAAGAGGGAAAAGUGCUCUAGUGACAAAUGCUCUUUGGGUAAAUAGCACAAAGUCUGGGAACUCUGCAGCUUGGUUACUCUGGGGUAUCUCCUUUUCUUCUCUCUGCUCAGCAAACAUCCCUAACAGUCCUACUUUCCUCCUCUUACUUCUGUACGAAAUGACCCCAAAGAACAUCUGUACUUCAUCAUAUGAAUGCUUCUCUCCUGCGCUCCUCCGUUGUUCCUCGUAUACAUACAAAGUAGUGUUAACACAAGGAACAGCCCUGUUCAGCCACCUCAGUCUUCCUUUUACCUUCUGAGAUCUGAAGUGCCACCAUGACUCUGGUAUGUGACUGCUAACAUAUAAUACAAUUUUCUACUACAU
Messenger RNA from Oxyura jamaicensis (ruddy duck), 8707 nucleotides. RefSeq names its product nuclear receptor subfamily 2 group C member 1 (gene NR2C1). The record is from RefSeq and is a predicted model, not a curated record. Gene Ontology annotation, biological process: anatomical structure development; cell differentiation; negative regulation of transcription by RNA polymerase II. NCBI's taxonomy places the organism in Eukaryota, Metazoa, Chordata, Aves, Anseriformes, Anatidae. Gene Ontology annotation, molecular function: nuclear receptor activity; RNA polymerase II cis-regulatory region sequence-specific DNA binding; zinc ion binding. The coding region runs from base 340 to 2310 and encodes 656 amino acids. The transcript has 17 exons.